This is a messenger RNA of Microplitis demolitor, 8719 nucleotides long. Its product is annotated as mucin-5AC. Gene Ontology annotation, molecular function: microtubule binding. The transcript is spliced from 14 exons. Bases 843 to 3446 code for a protein of 867 amino acids. The record is from RefSeq and is a predicted model, not a curated record. Lineage: Eukaryota; Metazoa; Arthropoda; Insecta; Hymenoptera; Braconidae. Gene Ontology annotation, biological process: negative regulation of centriole replication.
ACGACUACGACGACGACGACGACUACAACGACGUCGACUACCACCACCACCUCUACCGUCAUCAACCACCACAGCGACGACGUUGACAAGUGAAGCACAUACGCCACUCGUAUACGACAGUGGCUCCCACAAAAUUCGUAACUCUUUUCAUUAUCAUCAUCUCUAUAAAACUUUAAAAUUUCAUUUUUGACAACCCCAAUUCCCAAUUAUCUAUCCGUCAGUCGUUGUUACAUCAACCAACUCUUCGCCCAACGUAAAAGACAAUUACCAUCAAUAAUAAAUUGUUUUAUAAAACCGUUUGACAUUACAUCAGUUCAAGAGGUUCGCGCAAAGCCGGGAAGCCGGACGUGAAAAAUAAACCUUUAGUGAGUGAUUAUUAUCGGUUAAUAUAUAUAUAUUCAUAUACAUAAACUUCUUUCUAGUCUAUCUUGUCCUUGAAGUUUAGUGUAAAGUAUUAUAGUAAUAAAGAAAAAAAUCAAUCGACCGGUAUCGAGUAUCGUAUGUGUGAUUGUAAUCAAAUGGAAAGGUGAUUUGGUCCUUGUGUACAAUAAAAGUAUAUAUUUAUUUGGAGAUAUUGAUACACAGAGGAAUUACUGGAAGUGUCACUGCCACGAGGUAACAUAAAAAAAUAAAUAGGUAGUGAGAGUGAUCAUAAAGUAUAAUACAGUAAGUAGGUGGUUGUGUAGAAGGUGUGAAAGCCAAAGGUGGAGAAGCUUAUAGCUACAAAAACGGCUGCCGAAGAGCGUAGACCGAGACCUGACGUGUCCACGACACGGGACACGGUGUCCGUCGGCCCCUAGGCCGUGUCACUACUGUUCCACUGCCCCAUACAACGCGGCCUCAUGAUUGGUUCAUUCUGGAACCUGUGCCGUGCGUGCCCUUCGAUGCCAAUUGAUAAGCUCCACUCAGAGUACAGGAGCACAUAUACAUGGCAUGAGUAUACAGGGCCGCAUCAGGAGCACACAGUUGUACGUCGUGCACCCCAAGCACCACCAACUUCCACGAAGCAAGUGACCGCGAAGCUACAAUCCGCCAAGUCAACUGAGGAUGAAAAUAAUACCGAAGGACCAACAUUGGAACCUCCAUUGCCGAGACGAAAGAAGUGCCCGGAGCUUGCUUACAGACAUCAUGAAUUCAUCACUGCCGCUGACGCUGGUGGAAUUGAUGCCGUGGACACCAAUGUCGUGGCUGAUAAAGUUCGGGAGGUGACAGGAAGCACAGUACUACCAGCAAGCCAGCUGAGUAAGGCGAUUUCACGGAUAAGUACUGAGUAUCGAUUGCAAUUCGCUUGGCCAAGGCGAGCCCAGCUGACAAAUGGCGAUACUGUAGCACAGCUACCAGCAGCUGGCGGUGCUAGUGGUAAUGCCGGUGGACCACCAAGAAAAUCAUUGAGCAUGGGUGCACUAAAACAAGGGAUACCUUCAUCAGGACCUGCCCCAGUUCACAUGAAAAAACGACCUGGAGAUGUUGAUCACAAACGCGAUGGAGUACAACCAUCUGAGCUCGAACCACUAGUGGGCAAUAAUACUGAUAAUAUUGACGGAGUCGUUCUUGAAGCUGAAGAACGUGAUGAGGAUCUUGCUGACCUCAAAGUUGCCUUCAGGUCGGUUACCAAAGAAGAAAAAGAGAAAGAAAAUACGCGGAAGGUUGCGCCUAUUUCAAAUAUGCCACCAGCUGGAAGACCAUCGUCUGUACAAGCGAGACCAAUUUAUGAAAUUCUGCAAGAUGAUUUGAAAGCUGUUGAUACCGAGAAGGCUAUAGCUCGUGCUAGAAAAGAAUUUUUGUUCCGUCAUCAUUUAGAUCGCACCACCGGGAUAUGUGAUGGCGCAUUACUGCCUUCUCCAACAAGAGAGAAGCUGGAGCCAGUAGUGCCGCGACGUCGUGAUGACUCAAAAGAAUCUCACCGUGAAGAAAUUCAACCGCGAACUAAAUCAAGCCCCAAGAAUAGUCCGCGAACUGGUCGUUCUCAAAGUAUGGGUCCAUUAAGUAGAUCUCCAAAGCGACAAACACCAAGAACACCCUCAGUUAGCAAAGAUAUCAAGGAAAAAGAAAAAGAACAUAAAGAUAAAGAACCGAGAGACAGAAGUGGCGAGCCAGAAAGGCAUCCACGUCCGACCUUCCUCGCGACAACCGCUUCCCCUCGUCCUCUUCAUCUUGCCGCGAAAACAAAUCUACUAUCAAAUACAACAACAACAACAUCAACAACAACAACAACAAAUACAAAAGUUGCCCCAAAUAAGCUUCACGCGGUUCAUCAAAGCGCUCGCGACCGCUCCGUUGGCCGGUCAGCCAUCAAGUCAGCCUCAGUAGCAGCAACCUCGGGCUCGAGAUCAUUGGACCGGGUCACCAGUAAUAAUCGUAAUAAUCUUAGUCAUAGUCCAGUAGUUGCGCGAGCCCGAGGAUCAGCCAAAGCCAAGGCAGCAUCCGCGCCUACUGCUGAUCACCCAUCCAAAUCAUCCUCUAUCACCGACAAUCGAAUUCAAUCGUACCGAGCUAAUGCAGCCCUGCAAGCUAUGACCGCGGAGCCGCAUAUGAAUGGGGACGGAACGGGCGGCGAGUCAAGCGUAGCGUCGACCCCUCCGUCGCAAGCUGCCACCGUGUCGGCACCAGCGGCAACCGCGGUGAUAACAAGCAGCCCGUGGUUCGACGACGAGCCUGUGAUAAAGAGUCCACCGGAACCGACACGCGUAAAAAGUCCGGAGCAGAUGAUAAUGCGGUCACCGGAGCCAGUAAACUGGACGGUGCCAUUGGACACCGGGAAGACGUUUACAGUGACGCAAAAUGUUCGCGAGGGAGAACCGCUAACGAGACCUCACAGCGAAGCGAAAACCUGGGCAGCACCAACAGUCCACUCAGCACCGCAAUCAGCACCACCGGAACUGGCGGCACUGCACAAAUCUCAUCCGCAACAGCAGCACUCUCAGCACUCGGGUUACAAGUCUCCGGAGAGCGAGAGCGUGUCACUGGGGAGUUACACGGGUCUAAACGGUCACAAGGAUAUGGAUUCAGAGAGGGACAGUCCAUUACCAAGCAAUCUACAGGGUACACCGACCCCAACCCAAAGUGAUAAGGGUUCAAUAGCAGCAGAUAAACCAGAAGAAUCUAAAGACCCAGCGAUAAAACCUGUCGCCGGCACAAGCUUGAGAUGUUUAGAAGAUCCAGUAUUUGAAUUUGAAAAGAGUAAAACCGAGGGAGUGCCAGCAGUGGCAACAACAGCACCAACAACGACAUCAACAUCAACUGCCACAGGAUACCGUGUCCUCGAGGCAGAAGAUCCAGUUACAGAAUCACCAGCAUCUGUCCCAACAGGAUCCGGUUAUCAUGUACUUGAAGCGCCAGCUUUGAGUCCAGGUUCAGCUCAACGAUCGGUCGCGAGUGACGUACUCGAGAUCGCUCGCAAUAGAUUUGAUAAAUUCUGGGGCAAGGGCUCUGAUAAUCAAGCUUAAAUAAUAAUCUUUAUAUACUGAUACUUUAUGAUACGACGGGAUGAUAUGUAGGCGAGCAUUGAUAAUAAAUGAAUGAAUUUAAUGAGAUAAAGAAUGAUGACAACCAACAAAAGGUGUCAAGUUUUUUAGGUGCUUGUCAUCUUUAUUAAGCGUGUGCUUGUUCUUUGUAGAGCGUGAUAAUAGUGUGAAAACUCUUGAAGAUAAAAAAAUGAUGAUGAUAAUGAUGAUGAUGAUGAUGGUUAUCAUGAUAAAGGUGGAGAGGAAGUAAAGAAAGGAGAGAUUGAGUAGAAUGACAAAUACCAGAUUCAGAGUAGCGAUUAACUCGCUGAUGAGCUUCAUAUGCUAUCGUAUAAAUCAAUAGUCUGCUUUGUGCAUUUUAGAUUUAUGUCGAUUUAUGAUGCGAGGGAAAUAGGAUAUUGAUCAUUAAUAUGAUUUAUAUCAAUCAUGUUAAUGAUCUGAAUGGUGAAGAUGAUGAUAGGAAUGUUUAUCAUUUUCAUUGAUUGCAUAACAUUCAUUCAAAAUUGAGCUUUUGUUAAGGUCAUUCUCAGACAGUGCUCUCUAUUUUUUAAAAAUUUUCAAUGACUUUCAACUGUCAUGUGUAUUAAAACUUUAUUAAUUAAAUUAAAAAAAUUGAAAAAAGAACAACGAAGGCAAUUUUGCUGAAAUAUAGAAUUUUAAAAAAAUGAUUUACAGUUGUCAUCGAUUAGGAGUUCAACCAAAUUUUUUUAAUAUAUUUAAGUCUACCAAAUUUGAAAAUUCUAAUUAAAAAAUUGACAUGAUUUUCUUGAAAUUUAUUCAACAAAUUUUACUUAGUUCCUAAUUGAUAACAAAUGUAGGUAAAUUUUUUUGUCUAUAUCUCAGGAAAAUUGUGACUACGUUGUACUUUUUUCAAUUAAUGAUUUAAGGUCAUUUUCAAAUUAUACCUCCCACUUUUUAAAAAUAUUCAGUGACAACUACCGUAGAUGAAUUAAAAUUUUAUUAAUUAAUUGAAAAAAAAAAAAUGCUUACAAUUGACAUCAACUAGGAGUAAAACGAAAUUUUUCAAAUAAAUUCCAGUAAAAUUUUGAUGUCAAUUUUUAUAAUUCAAAUUUUGUAGGCGCAAAAUCACUUACCAAAUUUCGAUUAACUCUUAAUUGGUACCAAAUGUAAGUAAUUUUUUUAAAAAUCUAUCUUUAAUUUUUUUAAAAUUAAUUAAUAAAAAUUUACUGCAAUCAUGACGCAGUCAUUAAAUAUUUUUAAAAAAGUGGGGGUACUGAGAAUGCCCUUAAUUUUUGAAAAUUGAUAAAAUUUAGAUACAUUUAUGACAGGAGUAAUUGAAAAUUUUAAAAAAGUGGGGAGCACUGCCUGAGAAUGGCUUUAAGCUAUUUUAUUAGCUUAUCAAAAUAAUCACGAGCUUUUAAAAUCAUCCUUUAAAUUAAAAUUAACAAUUAUUAAAUAAUUAACGCUUUUAUUCCAUAAUCACAAGCCUCGUGAUCAAGCUCCUUCAUAUUUAUUUUAUCAUAAAAUAAUAAAAUAUUUAAAUAAAGUUUAGAUAGGUUGCACUAAAAAAUAAAAAAGAUUUUAAAUAAAAUACAAUCUGAAGAGAUUUGAUAAUUAUCAAGUAAACGUAGCAGUACGUUAAUAAAAUUCCGUCUGAAAUUUUUUAAUACACAUAACAUCAUUUUAUUUAUACUUGAGGUAAUUCAAAAUAUUUAAUCAGUUUUCUAGACUGAUGUAUAGUCAAACAAUGCUUAGUUUUGUUUUUACUAAACGAAUAAAAGCAAAAAAUAUUAUUUUUAAAAUUACUUUGAGUUUGAUGCCGGUUAACCGGCAGAAUUUAUUACAAAAAAAUAAAAAAAAUAAAAAAAAAAAAAAUGCUUUGAAGCGAAACCCCUGAAGAAAUGUUCCCCGAGGGACAAAUUAAUACGAGGAUUCAAUUUAAAUUAUAAUUAAUAAUAAACGUAUGGAUGAUUGUCAUUAUAGAGAAGAAACUAAAAUAGAUAGACAUAAAUAAUAAAUUAAUACAUUGCCAUAAAUGAUAAAGAAGAUGAAUAGCAGACGUAAAAAAAAUAAAAUUUGUAAUCAACAUUUUUUAAUAAUAAAUAAUCUCAUAAUUUAAUAAAACGUAUACUUAACGCUGCUAUGUACUGGUAACAUUACUUCGGGGAACAAUCUUCCUCGCUGGUGUUUUAAUUAUGAGAGAAUUUAUCCAACAAUUGAAUUAUUAACACCAGAGAAAUAACAGAGAAGAUGAAUAAUUUGAAAUAACGAUUGUGGAGAGGAGAAAAAAAGAGGAGAGACGAAAGGAUUUAUACUAAAGUAUAAAAUAUUCGGUUUGAAGGAAAAAAAUAUAACAACUUAAAUACGAAUGAAUGAUUGCGUAAUUAAAAAUAGCAAUAUACAAUGAGCUUUAUUCUCUCACGCGUAAAAAUACACCAGUGUACCACACUCCAUCCAGAUCCACGUCCAAAGUCCAGAGAAACCAACCAACCGUAGUAAACAUUAUAAAAAAUUUAACUAAACAAACAAAAAAUAAAUAAAAAAUAAAAAGUUAAGGAAAAGGAUCAAAAUGUUUUAGACAACCAAAGAACAAAAUAAAUGAAUAAGUACAUAAAUAAAGAUAAAAAUGACUGAUGGAACAAUGAACGUAGGACUCAGGAGGACUUUUGCGAUUAGAGAGAGUUAAGCGAUUUAAAUAUAAAUAAAGUUUCCUUAAUCUCAUUGAGAUUAAAAUCCUGUACUAAAAGGACUCGUGGCUCCGAGCUUUUUAUUUUUAUUUAUUUAUUUAUUUUAUUUAUUUAUUUAUUUAUUUAUAUAAUAAAGAUCUUACGAUACCCGCAGCCUCUCUCUCGCGUUUAAAUUAAUUAGCUAAACUUGGCGGCAUACCUAAUUCAUUUAUUUGUUUAUUAAAGUAACUAGUAAUACCAUUGACAAACAAAAAUUACCAUUACAAGCACUUUGCAAGCUCACACUGCCCGUUUAAAUCUAGGCACUUGUCUUGUGAUCUGGACAAUUUAAUUUCCAGGAGUAAUAAAAUAGAGUAUUACGCACCAGGGAAGAACAAUAGGAAAUUAUGAUCCGCGUGUGUAAUUGUGUACUCGAGCCGAAGGUGAACACGUGGAUUGGGUCCUACUUAUCUUGGUGUCUACAAAGUUUGCAAAAGAAUGGGCUUUUUUCCCACUAUUUGGCUAUGAAAAAAUCCAUGACUUUGUACUAACGCGCAUGCGCAGUAAUAAUUGUAGAAAAAUAGUGGAAAAAGCCCAUUCUUUUGCAGACUAUAUACAAUUUUUCAUCAGAUCUGCACCUGAAAGUUUAAAUUUUUACUUGUUUGUAAGAAGAACUUGUCUGAUUUUUGACAUUUGUUUUCUUAUAAAUGAAAAAAAAACGACUUUGUUCCCUUUAAACAGAGCAGGAAUUUAAACUUUCGGUGUAGGUAUGAUGAAAAAAUAGUAUAUUGUGUGACGAGGGAUGAAACAAAAUAAUUUCAGACUAGGGUGAAGGCUGACAUUACCCGCAGUUUGAAAUCGCGUUUCAUCCUGAGUUACAUACUAGACUUUUCAUGAUUACCUGCAUUGGAAUUUAAAAUUUUAGUGUCAGCAGUCAGUCAGAAACAAGUUAAUUCAAGAUCAAUGGUGUCAUCAACUAUUAAAUUGUCAUUUGCAAUUUAUAAUUAAGCAGACAUUAUAUAUACUAUUUCUGUCCUCUGACUUAAGAAAUUCAAAAUUUACGCGCGUACUAAUAUUCGCGGCAUUGGACUGAAAUUUGUUUAUUUCAACUGGGUGUAGACACACUGAAACUUUAAAUUUCAAUGCUGGUCAUAAAAGUUAUUUAAACAAAUAAAUAAUAAAGAAAAAAAAACCAAUGUGAUCCUUCCCUUUGUCCUGACGAUAAAAGGGCAUUUGAUUUUUGUUUUUGUAUUAAAAUAGACUCGAUUGUCGUUUCUAGACGCAACGGAUCGACUCACGUGCUGGUCACGAAUUUUUUUUACAUGUAUUAAUUUUUAAAAAAAUUAAUUUAUCGACUUCGAACUAUGAACUAUCAAGAUCAAUUCAAAUAAGAACUGAUAAUAAAUACGAGCUUCUAGGAACGAUAAAUCAAUUACAGUAAGACAAUCCCACAUUCGGUGUUAUUUGUACAAGGGAUUACGGAGUAGAGUAGUGGUAUGCUGCAGGAGAGAGAGGAUUAAAGUAGGAUGGGGGGAAAAAUAUAUAAAUAUAUAUAUAUUAAUAAAUUAAUACUUAAUAAUAAUAAUAAUGAAUAAUUAAUGAAUUAAUUAACAAGAGUAAGAUAAUCGUUGUGGAAAUGCCCAAGCGAUCAAGGCAACCCGGGAUUUAAUUUUGCAUCCCCGCCUUAGUCCGUAAUGCCUAUUAUAAAUAGAUAGAUCAUAUAAUAACGAUAAAUAUACAAUAUAACAAUUAAAUGAAUGAUGAAAGGUAAAAAUAAAAAAACACGAUGAAAGCUAUUAAUAAAAUAUUUAAAAAUGGUAAUGGAAGUUAAUAAAAUGCAUUAAAUGGUUUAAUACCGACACUGUUUUGCUAAAAUACGAGAAAUAUUAUAAAUGAUAAUUAAUAAAUAAAAUGUAUUGUUGAUUUAAUGUUUAUAUAAAAUGUCAGAGUUUAAGAUCGGAGAUACAACGAAUUUGUAACUCGUUAUAAGACACAAUUAUUUGUAUUUAUAAUUAUUUUUUUUUAUUUGUAAUCAAAAGUUUUUGUAUUAAUGAGUAUAUUAAAAUAUUAUUCAUAUAUUUAUAAUUAAAAUUAUAAUUAAUUAAUGUAAUGCGAUUGAUGGUGAUAAAGAGAAAGUGAAAGUGAAAGAUUUAAAGAGGGGAGAGACAUAAAUUUUUUUAAUUAUUGGCCUCUGGUGUUGCCUUAUGAAUUAGUUUUGCAGGGUAAUUAUUAUGUAAUCGUGAUGUUAAUCAAAGCUUUUAAUGAAAAUAUAAAAGUUUCUCAUAUUUUGCAAAACAGUUUACGGCAGGAUAUUUAAUAAUAAAUAAAAACAAAAAUAAUUGACAUGACUGAGUCUAUUAUUUUGCAGUAAUUACGUUUGAUACAAUUUUUCCUCGCGUUAUAUCGUUAAUAAUUAAAGUAAUUAAUAAAAGAUAAAAAUAAAUAAGGCAUUGAUCGCGUAAUUAAUGAGUAAAAUAAACUGUAACGCAUGUGAUUGUUGUCGUUUUAAUUUUUUUUGCUAAAAUUAUUAUUUUUAAAAAGUGUUAGUUGAUAAUUGUAAAGACUGGAGUUUAAUCCUGAUAAUUUUAUGUAAUUGUUAAGUUAAAAAAUGCUUUUUAGGUGAUUAAU